AUGUUGCACUCAAACUUUGCAAUCCUCCUCCCGUUGGCGCUUGCCGGAGCUGCAUCCGCCAUCAACAAUGGUCUCGCUCUCACCCCUCAGAUGGGUUGGAACACUUGGAACACGUUUGCCUGCAACAUCAGCCAAGAAACUGUGCUCUCUGCUGCGCGUGCUAUCAAGAGCGAGAACCUCGAUCAGUACGGCUACAACUACGUCGUCAUCGACGAUUGUUGGCAAGCGGAUCAGCGCGAUCCCGACACCAAAGUACUACCUGCCAAUCCGGAAAAGUUCCCCAACGGUCUCAAGGCGGUUGUUGACGAGAUCAAGAGCAUGGGCCUCAAGGCUGGGAUCUACUCGUCUGCUGGAGUUAUGACGUGUGGCCAUCACGUCGGAUCACUAGGCUACGAAGAAACCGACGCAAAGAGCUGGUCCGAAGAUGGCUUCGACUACCUAAAGUACGAUAACUGCUUCAACCAAGGGGAAAGUGGGACGCCUAAGCUGUCGUUUGACAGGUACAACGCCAUGAGCAGGGCUCUCAACAAAACUGGAAGCCCGAUCCUAUACUCCAUGUGCAACUGGGGCGAGGACUGGCCAUGGCUCUUUGCAACUGAGAUCGCCAAUUCGUGGCGCAUCUCUGGAGACAUCUACCCGUCUUUCAACCGCGACGACGAUCGAUGCCCUUGCACUGACAUCACGCACUGCAACCUGCAGGGCUUCCACUGCUCGAUCGCCAAGAUCAUUGAUUUCGCCGCCAGUCUUGGCCAAAAAGCUUACCCAGGUGCUUGGAAUGAUCUCGACAUGCUCGAAGUCGGCAACCGCGGUCUCAGCCUUGACGAAAGUUUGGUUCACUUCUCCAUGUGGGCUAUGCUCAAGUCACCCCUCAUUCUCGGAAACGACCUGACAAAGAUGACCAACCAGACUCGUGCCAUCAUCAAGAACAAACAUGUCAUCGACAUUUCGCAGGAUCCUACCGGUUCGCCUGGCGUUCGACUCUGGAAGACCCAACAUGACGACGGCAACUCGCAGCUCUGGAAGAUCCAGCUGGCCAACGGGACCUACGCAGUUGCAGCCAUUAACAUGUCGGAAUCAUCCAAGAAUGUGACCAUCAGCAUGGACGACGUGUUCUUUGACGAAUACCUCGACAACCAAGACCUCAACUUGCAGUCCUGGAACGCAUACGAUCUCUGGAAGGGCGUGGAUUUCAGCAAGAACCCGUCUCAGCCGGUUGCCAUGGACACGAUGAAGGUCGCAGGCGGGCCGUUCACAGGCAAGCUGCCAGAGGUGACGGUGCCAAAGCAUGGCAUUAAGCUGUACAAGCUCACACCAGCAGAUGGAAACAAUAGUGCAGGGCAGAGGAGGUCGUUUGACGGAUUGGACAAGCAGGCGAGAGACUUUGCUGAGAUCAAGCCUAGCCGCAUUAUGGGCUCGCAGAUUUUCAGCACGUAG
Molecule: messenger RNA, 1434 nt
Organism: Sporisorium graminicola
Lineage: Eukaryota; Fungi; Basidiomycota; Ustilaginomycetes; Ustilaginales; Ustilaginaceae
Exons: 1
Coding region: 1-1434 (477 amino acids)
Biological process (GO): carbohydrate metabolic process
Molecular function (GO): alpha-galactosidase activity
Source: RefSeq, a predicted model, not a curated record